Messenger RNA from Pristis pectinata (smalltooth sawfish), 6675 nucleotides. RefSeq names its product pyroglutamyl-peptidase I (gene pgpep1). Gene Ontology annotation, cellular component: cytosol. NCBI's taxonomy places the organism in Eukaryota, Metazoa, Chordata, Chondrichthyes, Rhinopristiformes, Pristidae. The transcript has 7 exons. Gene Ontology annotation, biological process: proteolysis. The record is from RefSeq and is a predicted model, not a curated record. Gene Ontology annotation, molecular function: pyroglutamyl-peptidase activity. Bases 524 to 922 code for a protein of 132 amino acids.
AAAAAAAAUUCCUGUCAUGGGGAGAGUAGUGGGUGAGUUUGUCUUUCUUCAGGCUGUUGUUGGAAGUCAUUUGUCUGCCAAGACAGUCCUUCAGGUUUGAGGAUGACUUGCUUGCAAUCUGGUUUUAUGGGUUCUGAGAUGGUUAAUGAGGUCAAUGUGGAAAUCGCACACUCUGCGUCACAGAUGGGGCAGGAGGUGCCAGACAGGGCAGGCAGAGCAGAGAAGAGGAGACUCAGGAAGAUUCAAUCAAAUUAGUCUCAAGAAGAAGAGUUUCCUCUGGCUAGAGUGUGGGUUACCAGAGGACAUGGAUUAAAGGUCAUUGACAGGUUUUGGCCCCUUUGGAGAGCACACUACCAAUGCAAGCUGGGUUGCUGUGCAGGAACUACAGAAGCUUGGGUUGGGUGAUGAUGUCAAUCUAUAUGUGUACGAGAUUCCAGUGGAGUACCAGAAAGUCCUGGAUUUAAUCCCUUCUCUGUGGAAACGCCAUAAUCCAGAGUUAUUCAUCCAUGUCGGAGUUUCAGGAAUGGCCACUACUGUGACGUUGGAGAAAUGUGGGCACAACCAGGGCUACAAAGGGUUGGACAAUCGCUGCUACUGCCCAGACACCCACUGCUGCGUUCAGGGAGGGCCAGACUGCCUUGAAUCCAUCGUCGACAUGGAUGUUGUGUGCAACAAAAUCACGGAUCCACAACUAGAUGUGGUCAUUUCUGUUUCAAAGGACGCGGGAAGGUACCUCUGUGAUUUUACCUACUAUACCUCUCUGCAUCUGAGCCAUGGGAGAUCAGCCUUUAUACAUGUCCCUCCACUGGGGAAGCCUUACACAGCUGAGCAGUUGGGAAGGGCUCUCCAAACCAUCAUUGGGGUGAUGCUGGGCAUGCUGGAGCAUUCUAAUGCCAAGAUGAACUGCCUGUUGGAGCACUGAGCUUUCGGAAGUUGGCAAAGGCACAAGAGGACCCAACGUCAACGUCAUAACUUUUCUUUCCAAACUGUUGUGGGGAACUUCCCUGGUCCUAGCUGCCAUUGUAAAGUUCACCUGUUUAGGAGUGGGGAGGGGCAAUUGAGUGGGAGUGGAGCCUGUAACUUGAUAACUACUGUAUUUUCUUUGGGGAUGGAGGGAAAGCACAGAUCUCAUUUAUAGCUUGAAGCCCCAAGAAACCAAGUCAGGACUAAAAUAUUAAGUAACCACUUCUUGGGCUUCUGUAAACCAUAAGAUACACAGAGUGAAUACGACAUUAAGUAUAUGAUUUAAAAUUGUUUUCCAGUUAGUAGUUUUAAUCUGAGCCCGGGACAACAUGAAUAUUUUCAAUUUUUUUGUGUUAAUUUUUUUGUCUCGUUACAUCUCUGAAAGUCUCAGUAUUGUUUCAGUCACAUGUUUCUCCCCUUUGUGUACGUCUUUCAUUCUGGUGUUGAACCACUUUUGAAAAUUUGCAUGCUUGUUUCCUCUUAUUUGCAUUCUCUUUCUCUUACUUUCUCCAUCUCUCUCAUUCUUAUCACUUUCCCUUUCUGCCCUUUUUCUUUCCAUGUCACUCGCACUCUAUUCUUUCCCUCAAGCGCUCACUCUGUCCCUCAGGCAUGUUCUCUUGUUUCUAAGUAUUGUUUUGUUGUGUGGUAUAGUGUGACCAGACAGAUAAUCCCAAAAACUGGACUUUGAACACUCUGCUGAACUUCACCCCAGAGUCUAAAAUCACCGCUCCUGAGGAUGGAUGCACUUAGGCACUUAGAUAUUAUAAUGACUUAAAGAUGUGCUCUCAGCCUAUGUAUGCAAUGUUUGCUUUGUACUUCAGUCGGUCUUUAUUUAGAUUUUGUAUUAAGUAAGGUAUAAGUCAAACUAACCAUAGCUUAAGUAAUUUAACCUAGGUUGACAUAAUCCAAGAGAAGUAAUUUUUAUCUUAAUUUAGCUACUUUAAAACCUUGGUUUUUGUUGUUGUGGAUUUUGAGUUUCCGAGUAAGACUCGUUAUAAAACCCUUAGUUCACUUCCCUUACAAGUAUUACGUCAUUCCCCAUCCCUUCCCAAUGUUUCUAAGGACCUCUUUAUGGCCAUGUUUCUAGCAGAAUGUUAUUGGAGUUUGGUGCUAUUUCUAAAAGCUGUCCAUCUGCCACUUGCUAAGGAAUAGGAUCUUCCCUUGGGGCAGUGCCAGUUUCCCUGGGGGCUGCAAUGUUCUGCAAAAAGCACUUGGCCAUCUGUCUGUUGCAGCACUCCAGCAACUGAUGCUGUUCCUCUCCACUGAGUUUGUGUUGCUCUGUGUUCAGCUGGGUUAGAUGCUAUGGGGGAGAUUGAAGCUGGUUGCACCAUUGCUUUAGGUGGAAAGUUUAGUACCCAUGGGAUGAGUCUUCCUCUGAUUUCUCCUCACCAUCCUUCCUUCCAGAAAAAGUUCUUGAUCCUAUACCCCAAUCUCUGUUCUGCAUCAGUAUAACCAAGAGUGGAGACAAUGGUGUGUUACUGGUUACUGUGCGUUACUGGUGCCACAUCUGAAACUUCAAUGAAACAUGUUCAAAUUGGCUCUGCGUCAAAGACUUUCAGCAGAUGCAAACAUUCCCCAGUGGACUUGUGGCCUGAGGGGGGCAGCUGCUUACAAUGAAAGUUUAAAAAUGAGUGGUGUUGGGCACAACUAGUCUACCCAAAGAGCGAUUGAACUGUAAGAUGAGAGAAGAGUGGGAAUAUCAGUCAACUUUUGAAAAGCUGCCAUAGACAUGGGCCAAAUGAUUCUCUCAAAAGCCAUUCAAUUAGCAUCAUAACUGGAGUCGGGAGAUAUCCCAGUCCAGAUGAAGGGUCUUGACCCAAGAUGUCGACUCUCUAUUUCCCUCCACAGAUGCUGCCUGUCCUGCUGAUUUCCUGCAGCAGUUUGUUUUUUGCUUGGGAGAUAUCCUGACAUACUUCCGGAGAAGGAACUGAGAAAAUAUGGGGAGUGGAUUUAUAGUGUGGUGAGAAGAAAAUCUCUGAAGCAGGUGAAGACUGAUGGCUGGAUCCCUUUAAGUUUUCAUGGAGUUUCGCAAGAAGGAGCCUUGAUAUUUGGAGCUGAGACUUCAGUCUGUGAUUUUGCAAGCAUGGCUCUGAUUUCCAUAGUGUGUAGUGAAGCCAGCACACCCUCGAUUGGUUCGGGAGCAAAUUGGUCCUGCAAGGAUUUUGAUUGUAAUUAACUGAUUUAAAGGAUAGUAUUGAUGUACUGCAUUUCUGUUACUAGGUGCAGAUAGAGCAAUGUACAUACAAUAGGAAUGCAUAUUGUUUAAGGAGCUGCCUUUAAUUUUAGAAAUGAACUUGCAUUUGUAUAGUGAUAUUAUCAUAAUAAAUAUUGAGGUGCUUCAUACAAGUAUUAUAGACAAUGUAACUGAGCCACAUAGGAUGUUGGGACAGGUGACCAAAAACUUGGUUGACAAAAUAGGUUUUAUGGCCUUUUUUAAAAGGAGGGAGAGGGAUAGAGAGGCAGACAGGUGCAGUGAAGGAAGUCUGGACGGCUGUAGGCAAGCCAUCAAGGAUGGAGUAAUGGAAAUUGGGGCUAAUAAAAAGGCCAGAAUUAAAGGAGGGCAAAGAUCUGUGUGUUAUAGGUCUGGGGGAAAGAGAUGGGGGGGAAAAAAAUAUUAAAAUACUUGAAUAUGCUCAGGCCACCCAGGUGUGCCCAGAAACCCCUACAUUGGACUCUGCAAACUUGCGAUCAGAUUUUAAAGUCCAAAUUGUCCACGAUCACAUUCAUGCAUGCACAAUUGAGACAGGAUGUUAAGUGAGGAUAGUGGAUGGUAAUUGUUCUGUAAAUGGGGAAGAGUAAAUAAUUAUCUGUGAUUUGCUUGUUUUAAACUCCAAGGCAUUGCAUUGUAUCAUUCAUUGAUUUGCCAUAUUUGUUGGUAUUUUUAUAGGAAAGUAAUUUCUUGGCAGGUGGGCUGGGUUUCGGUGAUGGAGAUGAAUGUUGCCUUGGUUCACAUUUUGGGUCCCACACUCUGCCCCUUAUCAAAGGGCAUGGGACUUGUUAGACUAAAAGCCCAGGGUCAAUGUCGUUUUCUGUCCACUAUCCCAGUGGUCAUGUGGUUAUACUCAGUGAUCAGUAUCCAUUUCGAAUACUUUGCUGAGAGGGAAGUGGAAGCAGUUCUAAAGCAGAAUUUGUUAUAGCCAUAUGUAGAUUCUUUGCAGGGAAAGAACAGGGUAGGGUCUGGAGAGGGAUUACACUGUAGCUCUUCUGAGAAUCUCAAAUUACUCCCAAAUGUUGUUUUCUGAAAGUGCUUUAAUGAAUCAACAGUUAAGUGCUUCCACCAUCUCCCGAGGGAGUCUCUUGCGAAGACCAAUACUCGUUUCUGUUUUAUAUCCACUGUGUUUCCAUUGAUCUUCCAGAUCUGUGGUUGCAUAACAGCUGCAAUGAAAGUGUUGGUAGGAAUACCACCUUAGUAGAAAAGGGUUGCCAUGGAAGAUUGAGUUGAGAAGAAACUUAUUUACUGGAGCGUUAUCCCAAGGGACUAUGGAUGUUCAGUCAAUGACUAUAUCCAAGGCUGCAAAGAAUAGAUUUUUGGCCACCAAGGGAUUGCUUACAGGGAUUGGGCAGGAAUGUGGAGUUGAUGUUGAUGGAGGAGGUGGUGGAGAGGGGCUCAAAAAGUUGAAUUUGCUUCUAUUUAUGAUUGUCCUUGGAUUAAGAUGUCAAGCCAAAACCCUAUCUGCUUGAUCAGAUGGAAUGUUAAAGAUCAGGUAGCAUUGCUCAGGGAGGAGCAGAGAGUGCUCCCUGUAUUCUAGGCAAAAUCUCUCAACUCAUUGCUCUCUCUGGGGUCCAAAAUGGUCGUCAGACUUCUCAGUUCAAUGCAAACAUCUGAGUCCAGAUGGAGGGUCUCAACCCAAAACACCUGCUGUCCAUUUCCCUCCAUAAAUGCUGCCUGACCCGCUGAGUUCCUCCAGUGUUUUGUGUGCACUUCCAAUUCUAGCAUCUGCAGUCUCUUGUGUCUCCGUCUUCUCAGUCCAAUGGUUGGUUGUGCUUCAAGUUAAUUUGCAUUACAUGCAGGCCUCGUAAUGAUUGAUCACUUGUAUGAAUUGCAUUUUGUAUAAAGUGCUAGUGACUUUCCUCUCUCACAUUGCACUCAGUAGGAGCUGGGUUGAAUCUCUGAGCUCUUUACACUUAAUACAUUUUUUUUGAAAUGCAUCAUGCCCAAGAGAGAAAAAGCACAUUACUUUAUGAGAAACAAUGUACUGGCAGCACUCAGCCAGUCAGGCAGCACCUGUGGCGAGAGAAGCAGAGUUGAUAUUUCAGGUCAGAUCCUUCUAACUGGAAAAGUGAGUAAAUGGGUAUAUUAAGUUGCAAAGUCUGGGAAAGGUGAAGAGAACAGAGGGAAUGUCUGUGUCAUUGUGUAGAUCAAGUUUGGCAAAGUAACGAUUAAAAACUAGCAGGAAAUGCACAGCUAGAUGUUUCUUUGUUUCUCCUUGUUUCAAACUAGCAGUUUAGAAGUAUGUAAUCUUGCCAACUUUUGCCUGCAUCCAGCAUGAAAUUCCCUCUGUUCUCUCCUUUUCCCCUGCACCCCCCCCCCCUUUACAUCUUAACAUAGCUAUUUUCUUUUUCUUCCCCCCAAUUCUAAUGAAAGGUCCUUGACUUGAAACAUCAACUCCUCUCCCUGCAGAUGCUACCUGAUCUGCUGAGCCUUGCAACAUUGUAUUUGUUUUGGAUUUCCAGCAUCUGCAGUUGUUUUGCUCCAAAGACCCAAUAGACUGGAUUCCAAACUGCUGACCCUGAGGAGGAAAGAUGACACUGAGCCCCUUUUUGUUCCAUUGCUUAAUAAUCUUCAAUAAUUAGGACAGUAUGGUUGAAGUUGUAGAGCUGAUGUGCUUGAAAAGUUUGUUAUUUCCUUCAAGAUGUAGAGAAAGCAAAUUUCUAUUUUGUUUUAAUAUUGCAAAACUUGUGGGAAGGAUUGGGGAUCAAUGUACAAGGAGAUGAGAUAAAUGGAACUGAAAUUCAAAUCAGGGAGCAUGGAAUAUAUAGCACAGAAAUGGGCUCCUGGCCCACCAUGUCAACACCAACCACCAAUUUACAGUAAUCGUACUUUAAUCCCAUUUUUAUUUUGUAUUCUCUCUACAUAAUCAACUCCCUCUCCACCAUAUUCUAUCACUCACCUACACCCCAGAGGCAAUGUAUAGUGUACAAUUAAUCUACCAUGUCUUUAGGAUGUGGGAGGAAACCAGAGCACCUGGAGGAAACCUAAACAAACUUUACUGUGUCAAACCACUGCUGCCCCUGCAUGUUUCAUGGUACAUUGAAGGGAGCACUGGUCUGUAUCUAAUCCCUACUGCAGGGUUUUUGAGAAAUAGUGCAGAAGGAGUUUUGUCUAACCAGUGCUGUCCCUGAAGUGCUUGAUUCUUCAUCAGGAAUACCAAACAGUGUAAACCAUCACAAAUUCUCAGGUGUUACCACAUACAGCUUUGUGCAGACCUUCCAGUGGCAUUAGUCUAUUCAAGUGGAGCAGAUCCCAAUAGGAUCAGAAAACUUCAAGAUUUUCACACCAGUCCCAAUUCACCAACUUGAAAUUUCUGUGACUCGUACUUCUGAAAAUGUACUGUGAUAUCUUUUAUUAACCCUGUGAAUUUACUUAGGUUUUGUGUCCUGUGGAAGAGACCUUCUUUAAAAAAAAAUUUUAGUUUUGAGGAAAACCAUUUAUAAAAAUACUAAUCUAGCCUGAAAGAAAUGUGAAGAUUUUGUUUGGAAAAUAAAAAUGCA